UCUACUACGGAGGAACCUCCAGCAGCAGCACCAUGAACCAAAGAACUGUUUUUAUUUUAUGCCUUAUCUUAAUGGCUCUGAAUGGGCAUCAAGGAGUACCUCUCUCUAAAACUAUACGCUGUAUGUGUAUCAAGACGAGUAAUCAAACUGUGAACCCAAGGUCUUUAGAAAAACUUGAAGUGAUUCCUGCAAGCCCGUUUUGCCCACGGGUUGAGAUAAUUGCCGUCAUGAAACAGAAUGGAGAGAAAAGAUGCCUGGAUCCAAAAUCUAAGAACAUCAAGAAGUUGUUGAAAGAAUUAGGGAAGAGAAGGUCUAAAAGAACUCAUUGAAUGCAGAGAGAAGCACAUAUCGCUGCUCCAACAAGAUGAACCAGAAAGAGGCUGCCUCUAACAUUAUUUGCCUAGAUACAAUAUACAGCAAAUGCUAACUGUCCCUGGGUCAUAGUUCUCCUAAAACAUGACCAACCAUAGUUACCCAUUAGCUGCUACCACUGCUGCAGAGAGGCAAAUGGUAAUUACCUGAGCUGCUCAGUGGUAAUUCACUAGUAAUUUAACCAAUAAUGGUAUAUAAAUAAUUCCAAAUGUUUCUUGUAUAUAUAUAUGUGUCAGAAAAUGUAUAUACAAAUGUGUAUUUUUUAAUAACAGCUG
Sorex araneus (European shrew) is the source of this 647-nucleotide messenger RNA. It is a transcript of the gene CXCL10, whose product is annotated as C-X-C motif chemokine ligand 10. The record is from RefSeq and is a predicted model, not a curated record. Gene Ontology annotation, biological process: antimicrobial humoral immune response mediated by antimicrobial peptide; neutrophil chemotaxis; inflammatory response. Lineage: Eukaryota; Metazoa; Chordata; Mammalia; Eulipotyphla; Soricidae. Gene Ontology annotation, molecular function: chemokine activity; CXCR chemokine receptor binding. Bases 33 to 329 code for a protein of 98 amino acids. Gene Ontology annotation, cellular component: extracellular region. The transcript has 4 exons.